Rotaria sordida is the source of this 2076-nucleotide messenger RNA. The record is from the annotation of a GenBank genome assembly. Lineage: Eukaryota; Metazoa; Rotifera; Eurotatoria; Philodinida; Philodinidae.
AUGACUGUUAUGGAUCAUAUUUGGACUAUGAUUGGUUCGAAGCUCGGUGAAUUAAUUGAAAAAGAAAUUCUAUCAGCAAAAGAGUAUUAUACAAUAGCAAUGAAUGGUCUGAGUACGAACGAAUUUUCUAAAUAUCUUAUUGGAUUUGAUGUUGAGACUAUUUUCAAAUUCUAUGUUAAAAUAUUCUUGAAAUUGACUGAAAUUGUAAUUUUGGCCGAUAGUCGUCAUAUGGAGCAUCUAAAUUUAUCCGAUUACACAGCUCACAAGUCUUUACAUGAUAAACGAUAUGACGCUGUAUUUUUUAAAAUUAUUACAUUUAUUGAUCGUUUUUUUGUUGACUCGGAAAAGGACGCAGCAAAACAAGAAUGUAUCGAGAUAAUUUUCUCCCUUAUUGUUACUAUGUCGGAUAGCAAAAUUUUGCUACCAACGAUUAUUCAUUUUGAUUUUCCAGCAAAACUUGUUGAAUGGCUGAAUGUGAUUAGUAAACGUAAUAUUUCAUCUGAUCCACUUGACUCACUUAUUGUUGCAAUGAGCAAUGUGAGCCAAUAUGAAGAGGGUGCGAUUGCAUUGAACGAGGCCGGUGCUAUUGCUGCUAUAGAAAUAUCCGAAAAGGCUUUGGCUAACAGAUUGGAAAAAAAUCAAUUUACUUUAUCAUUUUAUCCUCGAAUCUAUGCGAUGAUAUCAACGGCUGAUCAAGUCAAAACUCUAAAUGUUCUUAAGCCAGCUAUUGAUUUUUUGCUUACAAAAAUUCGAGAAGCAAAUGCAUCAACUGAUUUACGUUCGAAAACGGGUCAUCUCUACGAAUACUUAGUGCCACUCGCCAAACUUCUCGUCAAUGAUAAUAUAGCAAUCUAUCUAUUAAAUGAUAAUGUACUAGGUGGUCUCACAUUCUUUCUUGAACUCUUUUUUAAACACAAUAUACUUCCCGUUAAUGAUCUAUUCGUAAAACAUCUCAUUCGACUAGCACUAUACAAUAUUUUAUGUAGUCUUGCAUUUCAUGAAUCUGUUCAACAACAACUGAAAACAAAUCAAAUAUUUAUAAAAGCUGUUUUGGAAGCUUCAAAUUCAUCGAUUACAAACACCGAAACAUUUAUUCCUUCGUCAUUGAGAAAUAACUUGAUGAGUGUUAAAACAGCUGCUCAUGGAAUAUUGGUCUAUCUCGAUAAAUUCAAAAUAUCUAUCUCAAAUAAUAAUGAACUUUUCAAUACAUCUGCAACGAAAAUUCCAAUGAUUUCUUAUUCACAUCAAGAUGCCGAUUUCUGCAGAUCGGUUGUCACUGCUCUGAAAGAACACUCCAUUUCAGUAUGGAUCGAUGAAGAUGGACAUUGUUUGUCAAACGAUUGUUGGGAAGAAAUAGCAAUAGCUAUAAAGAAUGCAAGCAAGGUAUUGAUCAUUGUCUCAGAAAAUUAUUGUACUAAAAGUCGGUCAUGUCGUGUUGAAGCUAGUUAUGCUAUAAAACUUGGAAUUCCAAUUAUUGCUUUAUAUAUCGAUGACGAAUAUGAGGCGGAACCUUGGCUUGAUAUUCACCUCAUUGGAUUACAUGUUAAGUUUGGUAAUAAACCAUUUGCUGAAAGAAUUGAUCGUCUCGCUAAAUAUAUAACCGCAAAUAACGACUCAUUAAAAUGUAUGAAAACAUCGCAGACACAAAUGGUUAACUCUUCACGUAAAGUCUUGAUAUCAACUAUCGAAAACGAUGAUAAGAGUUCAUUAAAAACAAAGGUUUCCGAACCUAUUAUUGACUAUUUUAUGCCGAAAACAUCACCUCAUACAUGGUCAAAAGUUGAGGUCAGAACUUGGUGGUGUACUGAAAGAAUUCUCGUGCCUCAAUUAUGUACGUUCUGUGAUGGUGAAGCACUCUGCAUAUACGCUCGGAUAUUCUUAUACCAUUAUCAACAAGAUCCGUUAAAACAUUUACAAAGUCUACGAGAACAAUUAAAACACGUGCAUGGUAUCAAUUUUUAUGAUGAUCAUUAUGCAAAUAUGGCGAGUUCUAUGAUGUGGAUAGUAAAACAAAAAGAAAAUGACGAAUAUGUAGUGAACAAGUAUUCAAAAUGGACGUCAUGUAUACUCAUGUAA